Molecule: messenger RNA, 1341 nt
Organism: Jaculus jaculus (lesser Egyptian jerboa)
Lineage: Eukaryota; Metazoa; Chordata; Mammalia; Rodentia; Dipodidae
Gene: Haao
Product: 3-hydroxyanthranilate 3,4-dioxygenase
Exons: 10
Coding region: 111-971 (286 amino acids)
Biological process (GO): 'de novo' NAD+ biosynthetic process from L-tryptophan; quinolinate metabolic process
Cellular component (GO): cytoplasm
Molecular function (GO): iron ion binding; 3-hydroxyanthranilate 3,4-dioxygenase activity
Source: RefSeq, a predicted model, not a curated record
UUUGACCUCGGGGCGCUGAUCCAGGAGGCUGGCCACGGCCAGGCCCCUCUCCGACGGAUGGCCCUGCUGCCCGGUGACGCGCGUGGGCUGCAGAGUCCCGAAGGUUCGCCAUGGAGCGCCCGGUGAGUGUGAAGGCUUGGGUGCAAGAGAACCGGGCCUCCUUCCAGCCCCCCGUCUGCAACAAGCUCAUGCACCAGGGACAGCUCAAAAUCAUGUUCGUUGGAGGUCCAAACACCAGGAAGGAUUAUCACAUCGAGGAGGGUGAGGAGGUGUUUUAUCAGCUAGAAGGAGACAUGUUGCUCCGAGUCCUGGAGCGAGGUGAACACCGGGAUGUGGUCAUUCAUCAGGGAGAGAUAUUCCUCCUGCCUGCCAGGGUGCCUCAUUCCCCGCAGAGGUUUGCCAACACCAUGGGGCUGGUGAUCGAGCGGAAGCGACUGGAAACUGAGCUAGAUGGGCUGCGGUACUAUGUGGGGGAUACCGUGGAUGUCCUGUUUGAGAAGUGGUUCUACUGCAAGGACCUUGGCACGCAGUUGGCCCCCAUCAUCCAAGAGUUCUUCCACUCGGAGCAGUACCGAACGGGAAAACCCAACCCUGACCAGCUGCUUAAGGAGCCACCGUUCCCGCUGAGCACGCGCUCCAUCAUGGAACCCAUGUCUCUGAAGGCCUGGCUGGCUGGCCACCAUGAGGAGCUACAGGCAGGCACAUCCCUCAGCCUGUUUGGGGACACCUACGAGAGUCAGGUCAUCGCUCACGGACAAGGCAGCAGCGAAGGCCAGGGACAGGACGUGGACGUGUGGCUUUGGCAGCUGGAGGGCUCCUCUGUGGUGACAAUGCAGGGACAGAGUCUGAGCCUGACUCCCGAUGACAGCCUCCUGGUACCAGCGGGGACCUCGUAUGUGUGGCAGAGAAGACAAGGCUCUGUGGCCCUGUCUGUGACCCAGGACCCUGCCUGCAAGAAGCCUCUGGGGUGAACCCCUCCCUGCCGUGGGCCCAAAGCAGCCCCGGGGGAGUCUGAGUGCCAUCCUGGGUGCCACCCUUGCCAAACAGUUCCCCUCGCCCCGCUGCAUGUCCAUCUAUAGCCCCAAGCACCUCGGUAUAGUCCACAUCAGGCCCUGGACAUCACUGGCAUCCGUUCUCCUACCAUCUUCAGGCCGAGAUGCCUGACUCCUGGGGUGCCAAUGGCUCUCCUCUCUCUUAAGUGCUAUAGGCACCGUGGGUUAACCAAAUACGAUAUUAUGCUCACCCAUGCCACCAUUGUUCCCAUGGGCCCACCUGUCUGCCACCAAGGAGGCGCUCAAUAAAGGCGCCCUGGUGAACAGCUGUGGGCUAUGAGUGGCAGGC